Phalaenopsis equestris is the source of this 1749-nucleotide messenger RNA. Its product is annotated as transcription factor bHLH78-like. Gene Ontology annotation, biological process: regulation of DNA-templated transcription. Lineage: Eukaryota; Viridiplantae; Streptophyta; Magnoliopsida; Asparagales; Orchidaceae. Gene Ontology annotation, cellular component: nucleus. The transcript is spliced from 8 exons. The record is from RefSeq and is a predicted model, not a curated record. Gene Ontology annotation, molecular function: DNA-binding transcription factor activity; protein dimerization activity. The coding region runs from base 454 to 1545 and encodes 363 amino acids.
GUGAUGCACUCACUCAAAAUAUAUAAUCUCCGCAGCUUUCACCCCUUCUGCUUGGUUCUAUUAUUUCGAAGUUCUAACCUGCAGCCCUCCCCUGUAAUCUCAGAAAAGCUGAGCUAUUAGCAGCGAUGGCUUUUCGCUCCAGAGGUGACCAUUCCAUGCUCUUUCCUCCCUCUAGAAAAUAAAAACUACUGACUACCACCACGAAAGCCAUAUUAGUCAACUUUACAUUCCUCUCUUCUCUGUCAUCCACCUCCUCUUUCUUCAUAGCCUACGUUUUCUACCCAUUUCCUCCCAAUUCUCAUCCAGAGCUACCUGCUUCGUUUUUCUUGUCGAGCCCUUUUUAUUAAAUUCGCAUCUGGUACUUUCAGUUUUACGCAAUUCUUCAAACCUUCCCUUCAACAGCUCCAAUCUUUAAAGGCGACGACUUUCCCCGACCUCCAUUGGAAACAUUACAUGGACCGACUUUCCAUCACUCCACUGCCGAUGGCAGCCGCGAAAGCUAUCACCGGCGAGAUUUCCGGUUUCAUAAACAACUCUCUGAGUUUCAUGCCUACAAACUGUUUGAUACCAUUCCCAACUGAUCCUGGAUUCACGGAAAGGGCUGCGAGAUACUCUUCCUUCACCUCUGGAAACUACGGAGAUGCUAAAGUUGGCAUCUUGGAGGCCGGUAAGCUCUCGAGGGUCUCGAGCUGCCAGUCUCUAAAGUCAAAGGAGAAUUCGUCUGUGACGGAUAUUGGUUCGAGACCUGGAGAGAAUAAUGCCAGGAAGAGGAAGACAGUGCCGAAGAGCAAAGCAAAGGUGUCUGAGGAGAGCAAUUUAAACGUGAAGAAAAACCGGUCGGCUGAGACUGGUGAUGAAAAGGUUGGAUUUGAGUUUAAGGAAGUACAUAAUGCUGAGGAAAAGAAGGGGAAGGAUAAUAGCUCGGAGCUCCCUGAGCCUCCCAAAGGCUACAUCCAUGUCAGGGCAAGAAGAGGCCAAGCCACUGAUAGCCAUAGCCUUGCUGAAAGGGUUAGAAGAGAGAAAAUAAGCCAAAGAAUGAAAGUGCUUCAAGAUCUUGUUCCAGGUUGCAACAAGAUAACUGGUAAAGCACUCAUGCUUGAUGAGAUAAUAAACUAUGUGCAGUCAUUACAGCGUCAGGUUGAGUUCCUUUCGAUGAAGCUAGCCACAAUGAAUCCCCGGUUAGAUUAUAAUUUGGUCAACCUUGUCGCGAAGGAGCCUCUUAUGAGCCAAACAAAUGCUUCUUUGCCAAGCUCGGUUCACGCCUUCAGCAAUUUAGCUUGUAUUUUCCAGUCGAAAGGCGUGACCAAAGGCAUGGAGACUCAGAGCUCUUUGAGCCAGCUCAAUUAUAAUUUUUAUCAAAGUCCAUACUUGCAGCCAGCUUCCAUUGAUGCUCUUGGAGCUUCUUCUUCUCAGCUUGGAAUUCUAUGGGAUGAUGAUCUUCAUAGUAUUGUUCAGAUGAGCCCAGUGCAGAACCAGGAUAGUGGAUUUACCUCUCGAAACUUUCAUGGCCGAUCAGCAACAAUUAACAUGAAGGCUGAGCUCUGAUUGUGUUCGGCUUCAGUUAUAAUUUAAGAUCUCUUUCUAUGUAUAUAGUGAUGUCUACUUAAGUGUCAAUAUGAGGAGUAAAUUAACAAUUUUUAGUCGUUCCUGAAACUCUCUUCUGCUCUAUUUUUUUUCCUUGAAGUAACUCAUUAUUUUUUUUUUUAAGGAAACUUAUAUUUAUAAUUAUUAUGGCAAUAGCAUUAUGUG